Miniopterus natalensis is the source of this 5059-nucleotide messenger RNA. The record is from RefSeq and is a predicted model, not a curated record. NCBI's taxonomy places the organism in Eukaryota, Metazoa, Chordata, Mammalia, Chiroptera, Miniopteridae.
AGUUGGUUGACUCCUGUAUGCACCCGACCUGGAAUUGAACCCAUAACCUGGGCAUGUGCCCUGACUGGGAAUAUCGAAACGGUGACCUUUGGGUACAUGGGACUAUGUUCAACCAUCUGAGACACACCAGCCAGGGCUCAGGUGAUAUCUUAAAAUUGUAUUUCCCCCGUCCAUUAGCAUGGAUAUUUUGUACUUUAAGACAACUGUUAGUUUUCAUCCUGACACUAGAUAUUCCGUACAGCCUGGAACUCUGUUAAAUUCUUGUGUUAAAUAGUAUUUUAACACUCUUUUCCGACAAUAAAGGGGUCUUAAAGCACUUCAGCUUCAUGUCUCACCUUACAAUUUAUUUAUACUCCUGUGUGCUUUUCUUUUGUAUAUAUUAAAAACCCCUUAAGAUUUAAUCAUUUUUGCUUAGGAGAGAGUGCUGAUGAUUUGCCCAGUGCAUUCGUUUUCCACCUGAAAUUUGUGCAGUCACAGGGUGUACAGAACAUUUGAAGAGGCACCUGAAGACACAUGGUUCAAAGAGAAACAGUGCCCAGAUCCUCUCCUUCCAUAUGGUCUGUUUUUACUCCUGAGGCUUGGUGGGGGAUGGAUGUCAUUUCCCAGGUCUCCUAUGAAAGUCACCCCACUUAAAUUCCACAGGAUAAAGGAGUACCUCCACCACAGUUAGAACCUAAGGCUUUAUUGGCCAGAAGAAUAAAUACUUCAGGACCCCAUGUAAAGGGAUACUAGCAAUGUUCUGGGCAUUGUGCUCAGGAGCAGUGUAGUGUCUGGGCCCAGAGGAAAUGUACCGUCUGUUGAAUUUGCCCAUCAAUCCACAGGUCCUGACUCCCCAGGAGCAACUGAAUCAUGUGAAACAGUAGGAAGCUGCAGGAUUGGGUAUCAGCAUUUUCAUGACACACCUGACUAAAGACAGAUUUCUGAACGGAAACUUAGAGCCGACCCAGACACACCAAGACAGAGCUCCCCCAUUGCCAGCUCUUUCCAGGGAACAGAAGAAAAUGCUCCAGGAACCCCUGACAUUUCACGAUGUGGCUGUGGACUUCACCUGGGGGGAGUGGCAGCUCCUGGACCCUGAUCAGAAGGACCUGUACAGGGACGUGAUGUUGGAGAACUACAGCCACCUGGUGUCAGUGGGGUAUCAAGCUGGGAAACCAGACGCGGUCUCCAAGUUGGAACGAGGCGAAGGACUGUGGACAAGACAGCAUGGACUGCACUGUGUACUCUGUCCGGAACUUGGGAAAGUUGAUCACCCGGUGCAGCAUCACCUGCAACGUCGAAGCAUGCAGAAGAAUGUGGACCAAUGCUGUGAACAUGAUAUGUUUGCACAUAUUGUUAAAAAGGGCGAAGGCCAAUACCUACUAAAGCAAAAUCAUGGUAUGUUUGAAUUACAUGAAAAACUUUUAGAAUCAAAUUUAAGUUUUGAAAACCAAAACAGAAACAAUAUCUUAAAAAACUCAGAUGAGCUGAAUACAGAUGGGACCUCUAUUUUGCAUGCUAACCAAGAACAAUUUUACACUGAAAUCACAUUGCCUGUCAGUACCAAACCCAUUAAUAAUAAUUCCCAGAUCAACAUAGAGAAAGCCCACGUAUACAUUGAAUGUGGGAAAGCCUUCGUGAAGAUGUCUCAGCUCACUGAUCAUCAGAGAGUUCACACUAGAGAGAAACCUUAUAGGUGCCAUCUCUGUGGGAAAGCCUUCCCCCAAAAAUCCAAGCUCACUGAAAAUCAGAGAAUUCAUACAGAACUAAAACCGUACAAAUGUACUGAAUGUGACAAAACCUUCCUCAAGACAUCACAGUUCAAUAUACCUCAGAAAACUCACAUGAGAGAGAAACCUUACACAUGUAGUGAAUGUGAGAAAGCGUUCACCAAAAAGUCUCGGCUCAUUUAUCAUCAGCGAACUCAUACAGGAGAGAAACCCCAUGGAUGCACUUUAUGUGGGAAGACCUUCUCUACAAAGUUCAGUCUCACUAUACAUCAGAAAACUCAUACAGGAGAGAAGCCUUAUAUAUGCAGUGAGUGUGGGAAAGGCUUCAUUGAGAAGAGCCGCCUUAUUGCACAUCAGCGUACUCAUACAGGAGAGAAACCCCAUGGAUGCAGUUUAUGUGGGAAGACCUUCUCUACAAAGUUUAAUCUCACUACACAUCAGAGAACUCAUACAGGAGAAAAACCUUUUUUAUGCAGUGAAUGUGGGAAGGGCUUCUCAAUGAAGCACUGCCUUAUUGGACAUCAGCGAACUCAUACUGGAGAGAAGCCCUAUGUAUGUAAUGUGUGUGGAAAAGGCUUCACCAUGAAACGUGAUCUCACUGUACAUCAGCGAAGUCAUACUUCAGAAAAACCAUAUAUGUGCAGUGAAUGUGGAAAAGGCUUCAUUGUGAAGAGCCGUCUGAUUGUACAUCAGCGAAUGCACACAGGAGAGAAACCCUAUGUAUGCAGUGAAUGUGGAAAAGGCUUCCCAGUGAAAAUGCAGCUGAUUGUGCAUCAACGGACCCAUACAGGAGAGAAACCUUAUAUAUGUAGUGUAUGCUGGAAGGGUUUCACAGCGAAGUGUAAUCUCAUUAGACAUCAGCUGAAACAUACAGGAGAGAAGCCCUAUGUAUGUAAUGUGUGUGGAAAAGGCUUCACCAUGAAGACUGAGCUUACUUUACAUCAUCAAACUCAUAGUUAAUAGAAACUGUGUAUGUGCAAUAAAUUUGGGAAAGGCUUCAUUAUGAAGAGUACUAUAGGUAUACAUCAGCAGUCUCAAACUGCAGAGAACGCCUACACAUGCAAUGAAUGUGAUGAAGGCUUAAGGAAGAAGACGUGCCGCAUACAACAUCAGAGAUUUCACUCAGGAAACACUUCCUUUCCAUGUAUUGAAUGGGACAUACUCCUUCAGCAAAAAUUAUCUCUACCCAUGGGAGAGAAACCUUAUGAAUGUAAUGAAUGUGGGAAAGCCUUCACUGCAAAGUCAAAACUCAGUGUUCAACAAAGAAAACAUACAGGAAGGAGGCUAUAUGGGUGCAGCAAUUGUGGGAAAGCUUUUGCCCACUUGUCAGUUGUUGUGAAACAUAAGAGGUUUCACAGAUAGUUUCUUUGGGGAAAGCCUGGUGCCUUUUGUAGGCCCUCAAGAUAAUAGUAUGAAAUGGAGAAUAACUUAAAGCAAAAAGAGAGAAAAAAAGAAUAAAUUAAUGCAAAGAAUGUGGUAUUGUAUUGAUCAAUUACCUCAUAUUUUAUAUUGAAAAAGUUUACAAAACAUCUCAGAUACAAUCAGCCUUGGUGAAAAUAUUUUAGGACAUUAUAUGCCUAAAAAGUGUAUUCUGAGGUAAAUCCUAUGAAUGUGACAGAUGAGGAAAUUUUUUAGUGGUAAGUAGACCCUAUUAUAUAUGAUCAUCAAAGAUUAUGAAUGGAUAAAUAGUUCUAAUUGUGGGAAAGCAUCUGUCCAAAAAUAAGACCUCAAUAGAUGUCAGUUCACACUAGAGAAAUACUUUUCCCUGGCAGGAAUAUGGCACGGUUUGCAGUAAUUUAUGUUGCCUUAUUAUUUGCCAGAAGUUCAUGCAGAAAUAACUCGUGAACACAUUCAAUUUGGUGCUCUUUUGCAAAACCUUAGAGAACUUAAUGAAGGAAAAAAGCUUGAAUGAAAAACCAUUCUGUCACAAGUCUGAACAGAUAAUACACCUCCCAAGCAAUUGUGGACAGGAUACCUUCAACCAUAUUUCUACUUACCUUGCCUUUGAUUUUAUAUGUUUUAAACACUGGCAAUUACUCUCAUCCUGAAUUAAAUUUUAAUAUAUACAACACAGGAAUGGUCUAUGCCUGUUUCAUUAUGUAAUUGACUUUUGCAGUUCUUUCGUUCCAAGCUUGUGUUAUUUCAGAGUACUUGAAGUACUUGAAAAUGAAACAAUAUAUUCAUUUAUAAGGAUAACAUAUUUUAAUGUGUUUUACCAAGUUUAUAACUAGCUUCAAGUGGUUUAUAAGAGUAAUAUAAAUACGUUUUUUCUAACUUUGACUUUUGAAAUAAGUUUAGCAUCACAAAAACUGAAAUUUUCUAGAGAUUUUCUAAAUGCCCGUCAUGUAUCUACUUCCAAAGGUAAAACCUUACAUAGUCACAGUUCAGUAUCAAAUAGAGGAAAGUGAAAUUGUUACAGUGCCAUCAACUACAGGAUUUAUUUGUAUUUCCAGUAGUUUUUGUUUGUUUUGUUAUGUAUACUUGAAGGAAACUAUCACAUAUGUAGUUUCUUUUAACCACAGUAGAAAUUCAGAAUUAUUAUUUUUUUUUGUCACAAACUCCCUCAGGCUACCUUUUCAGUCACAUCCUUUCCCCUACCCUAGUGUUUGGCGUCACAGCUCUCUUUGUACCUCUAAUUUUGUCAUUUAUGUAAUAUUAGAAAAAUUGAGUUAUUUAUCACGUAUCCUUUGAGAUUGGCUAUUUGACCUUGUGAGAUAUAAGAAAAACAUUCAGCUCCACCCCACACAUUUAGAGAGUGGAGAGGGCCUGGCUCCUGGCACAGAGCGCCUGACACCCUUGUAAAUUUCUAAGUGACAACAGCACUAAAAGCCUUUUUUGUUCUGAGAGGACUCUGGUCUGAAUUUUCAGCUCCACCCCACAUCUUUACAGAGGGGGGAGGGCCUGGAAAUAGUUUAAGAUCAAUCAUGCCUACUCGAGGAAGGGUCCAUAAACCUCCCCAUAGGAGGGUACUCAGAGAGCUUCCAGGUGGAGAAUACAUCCAACUACGGGGAGGGUGAUGUACCCCAACUUCAUGGAGACAGAAGCUCCUGUGCUUGGGACCCUCCCAGACCUCAUGCAUUGUAUCCCUUCAUCUGUUCAUUGUAACAUUUUUUUGGUGGGUUAUUUUGGUGUGUGUGUGUGUUUUAAGAAUUUUUAUGAGUUUAUUUGAGCCAAACUGUGGACAGUUGCCUGGAAGCCUGAACUUCAAUGGAUUGAGAUAAUGCUCCGGAGAAUGGCAGUUUUGCACCUUGCUUUAUAGAUUUCAAUCAAAAGAGGGGACAUAAUUAGGUCACAUGAAAUCUGUUAGUGACCGAUUAGGGAGGUGGGAGAAAAAGCGGGGAAACCUCUGG